AUGCUAAGUCAGAAAAAGUUGCUAGAUAAACAAGUACUUCGAAAUAUUGUUAGAGGCAACGAAAACAUAUACGACUUACAGAUACUAAAUGAAGAAGAAGCUCUUAAACUCUUCUUGUUGCAUGCUUUCAAAAGGGAAAAUGUUGAAGAAAAGGAGAUAGAAUUUUCAAGAAAGUUUGUAGACUAUGCUAAAGGUCUUCCAAUUGCUUUUAAAGUCUUGGGUUCUGGUCUUUAUUUAAAGAGUAUGAAUGCAUGGCAAAGCUUGUUGAGUAAGCUGAAACAAGUAGAACCCAAUCAAGGAGUACAAAAGGUACUAAAAGUAAGUUUUGAUGGACUGGAAGAAAAAGAGAAGAGCGUGUUUCUUGAUAUAGCAUGUUUCUUUCGAGGUGAUGAGAAAUAUUUUGUGAAAGAUAUAUUGGAUGAUUGUGGUUCUUUUGAUGCUGAUGUUGGAGUUCUUGUUGACAAGUGUUUGAUAACUAUAUUUAAAAGUAAAAGCAUAUUUGGUGGUAAUAAGGAAAUUCUUCAAAUGCAUGAUUUGUUACAAGAAAUGGGCCAGUCCAUUGCUCGUGGGUCAGAUCGUAAUCAUUUGCAAAAUCAUAGUAGAUUAUGGAUGUCUAAAGAUAUUUGUCACGUCUUGAAGAAUAAUAUGAAUCUGAAUUGUCUCCCAAAUCUCUCUAAAGCGAAUCUUCAAAAUCUGUUCCUUAAUGGUUGUACAAGUUUAGUUGACCUUCCCCCGUUAAGGUUUCACAACAUUCCUGAUAAUGCAGAGAAACAAUCUAAAGUCAUGCACCGAGAAUAUAAAUAUAAUCAUUCAAUGCACAAAUAUAUUGUAGAGAAAGAUUCUUACAAUGAAGACAAGAAUAUAUUCACAAAUUUAUUGCACUAUAAGUGGAGAAAAGAGGACUAUAGUUGCUUGCUUGAUCUCAAAGGGUGCUCCAAACUCAGAAGUCUUUCAGAGAUGUCUGGUAAUAUAAAAUUCAUAUGUUUGCGUUCAACUGCAAUAAAAGAAUUGCACUCCUCAAUUGGCUAUCUCAAAAAUCUUCUUGUGCUUGAUCUCGGUCAUUGUGAAUGGAUCAAGAAUCUUCCAACUAGUAUUCGUAAUUUGGAGUCAUUGGAAUACCUAGAUAUGAUUGGAUGUAAAUCCAUUAAAAAGUUUCCUGAGCUUCCAAGAAAUAUAAAAGUAUUACAUUUGAGUGGAACAUCAAUACAACGAGUGGAUAUACCAUCAUUUGAGUGUCUACCUUGUCUCCAUAUUUUAAACAUGAAUAGUUGUAAAGAGCUUGAAAGCCUCCCAACUAGCAUAUGUAAGUUGAAGUCUCUUGUGACACUAGAUCUUGGAUUCUGCUCACAAUUGAAAAGUUUUCCAGAAAUCUUGGAGCCUAUGGAGAAGCUAGAGAAGCUUAAUUUAGAAGAAACAAGGAUUGAAGAGACGCCAUCAACAAUAGAGAAUCUUGUUGUGCUUGAUGAGUUAAACUUGAACUACUGCAAAAAUCUCAAGUGUCUUCCAACCACCAUUUGCAAGCUGAAGUCUCUUACAAAAUUAUAUAUUCUUCAUUGCUCACAAUUCAAAAGCUUUCCAGAAAUAUUGGAGCCUAUGGAGAAGCUAAAGAAGCUUAAUUUAGAUGGAACAGGGAUUGAAGAGAUGCCAUCAACAAUAGAGAAUCUUGUUGUGCUUGAUGAGUUAAACUUGCGCUACUGCAAAAAUCUCAAGUGUAUUCCAACCACCAUUUGCAAGCUAAAGUCUCUUACAAAAUUAUAUAUUAAUGGUUGCUCACAAUUCAAAAGUUUUCCAGAAAUCUUGGAGCCUAUGGAGAAGCUAAAGAAACUUCAUUUAAGUGAAAGUGGGAUUGAAGAGAUGCCGUCAACAAUAGAGAAUCUUGUUGUGCUUGAUGAGCUACACUUGUUGAGGUGCAAAAAUCUCAAGUGUAUUCCAACCACCAUUUGCAAGCUGAAGUCUCUUAAAAAAUUACAUAUUCUUGGUUGCUCACAAUUCAAAAGCUUUCCAGAAAUAUUGGAGCCUAUGGAUAAGCUAAAGAAGCUUAAUUUAGAUGGAACAGGGAUUGAAGAGAUGCCAUCAACAAUAGAGAAUCUUGUUGUGCUUGAUCAGCUAAGCUUGUGUGAUUGCAAAAAUCUCAAGUGUAUUCCAACCACCCUUUGCAAGCUGAAGUCUCUUACAAGAUUAUAUAUUAAUGGUUGCUCACAAUUGAAAAGCUUUCCAGAAAUAUUGGAGCCUAUGGAGAAUCUAGAGAAGCUUUAUUUAGAUGGAACAAGGAUUGAAGUGCUACCACCAUCAAUUGAACGUCUAGUUACUCUUAAACAUUUAAGAUUAACUAGAUGUAAAGAUCUCAAGUCUAUUCCAACCAACAUCUACAAUAUGAGAAACAUUUCUAAAAUCUAUAUUAAUGACUCAGAACUCAAAAAUUUGUCAUAUUGUGGUUUUUCCUCAUUAAUACUAUCAGGUCCCAGUGAAGCCAUUGCUAGUCAAUUACGUGCAGAAGUUCAAAAUUCCAAGUGCAGAAGUUCUUGCCCUAUCACAAGUAUAAAUGUUUUAUUCAGAUUACAUUCUGAUGGACUCAAAUGUGGCGCCGACAUUCCAUUCGCUUGUUGUGAGUGCUUUCUAUUUUACUCAGUGCAUAAUAUUUUGGCGAGCCAGUAUUUUGAGUAUAAUAUUUACCAGUGUCGCGAAAUUUCCAAAAUUUUGGGUGAUAAGUAUUUAAUAAGUCGGGUUCAAGCAAGUUUUUGCUAUUCAGGAAAUGCAAUUCCUCGAUGGUUUACUUAUCAAUCUGUGGGUUCAUCAAUAGAAGUAAACUUGGUUCCCUCUUCGGAUAAUUAUUUCAGCUUCUUAGGCUUUGCUAUAUGCAUUGUCGUUGAUUUUGAUCCGUGCACUUCAAAUCCUGAUGUGGUGGACUUAAAUUGUGAAUACCAUUUCAGAAGCAAUGAUGGUCAAAGUUCCAAAUUCUGUUCAAUUCCACCGACACAAAAAGCUACUCAUGAUUCUGAUGGAGAUUCUAAUGUAGACAACAAUGACAUUUUAGACUGUUCAUCGGGCACUGUGUUCAUAUCGUAUCUUUACCGAAAAGGUAUUUGGAGAUUUUUAUCUAAAGUUGACAAGGCUUUCUUUGAAUUUUACUUUGGGGAAUCAAAGGAUAGCAUCGGCAAAGGGAGAAUAAAACAAUGUGGAGUUCGCUUGGUAUAUCGCCAAGAUGCAAAGGAGUUUGAUAGAGCAGAACCAUACAUUUAA
Molecule: messenger RNA, 3240 nt
Organism: Humulus lupulus (European hop)
Lineage: Eukaryota; Viridiplantae; Streptophyta; Magnoliopsida; Rosales; Cannabaceae
Product: disease resistance protein RPV1-like
Exons: 4
Coding region: 1-3240 (1079 amino acids)
Biological process (GO): defense response to fungus
Molecular function (GO): ADP binding
Source: RefSeq, a predicted model, not a curated record